AAAAAAGCAAAAUUAGGGUUUUUACCUAAACCCGCGCGAGCCGCAGCUUGUGGUCACUACCUCACUCCGCUCUUCCACUCACUUCCGUCUCCCUCCGCUGAUGGCCGCCCCGGAAGAUUCGCUCCGUAAGGCUCUCGCCGACAAGCAGUCGGAGGUUGAAAGCCAGGGGAGCCAAGUGCGGGCUUUGAAGGACCGCAAGGCUGACAAGUCGGAAAUUGAUGCCGCCAUUGCAGCUCUGAAUGCGCUCAAGCUGGAGAAAGCUUCGAUCGAGAAGGACCUCCAGGCCACAUUGAGCAGCGGCGAAGGGUCCGGUAACAAGGAGGCGUUCCGUCAGGCGGUGUCGAAUACGCUUGAACGGCGUCUCUUCUACAUCAAGUCUUUCAACAUCUACGGUGGCGUUGCGGGAUUGUAUGACUACGGUCCGCCCGGUUGCGCCGUCAAGUCCAAUGUGCUAGCUUUUUGGCGGCAGCAUUUUGUUCUUGAGGAGAACAUGCUGGAAGUUGACUGCCCCUGUGUUACACCCGAGGUGGUUCUGAAGGCAUCUGGCCAUGUCGAAAAAUUCACUGAUCUUAUGGUGAAAGACGAGAAAACUGGGACUUGCUACCGAGCGGAUCACUUGCUGAAGGAUUUUUGUAAUGAUAAGCUUCAAAAGGAUCUCAACAUUACUGCAGAGAAGGCCAAGGAGCUUAAACAUAUACUUGCGGUGUUGGAUGAUCUCUCACCUGAAGAUCUAGGUGCAAAGAUUAAGGAGUUUGGUAUUACUGCCCCUGACACGAAGAAUCCUCUAUCUGAUCCUUAUCCUUUCAACCUGAUGUUUCAAACUUCAAUUGGUCCAUCUGGCUUGAUCCCUGGGUAUUUGCGUCCAGAAACUGCCCAAGGCAUAUUUGUGAAUUUUAAGGAUCUGUAUUAUUACAAUGGCAACAAACUUCCUUUCGCUGCAGCUCAAAUUGGGCAGGCCUUUAGAAAUGAGAUAUCUCCUCGCCAAGGCCUUCUGAGAGUUCGGGAAUUUACACUGGCAGAGAUUGAGCAUUUUGUAGAUCCCGAAGACAAAUCUCACCCAAAGUUCACAGAGGUUGCAGAGUUGGAGUUUUUGAUGUUCCCUAGGGAAUUGCAAAUGUCAGGGGAAUCUGCAAAGACAAUCCGUUUGGGUGAAUCAGUUGCUAAGGGAAUUGUCAACAAUGAAACUUUGGGCUACUUCAUUGGAAGAGUAUAUCUUUUCCUUACUCGUUUAGGUAUGGACAAGAAACGGUUAAGGUUCCGUCAGCACCUUGCAAAUGAAAUGGCUCACUAUGCUGCUGAUUGCUGGGAUGCUGAGAUUGAGAGUUCCUAUGGCUGGAUUGAGUGUGUUGGUAUAGCUGAUAGAUCUGCAUUUGACUUGCGUGCUCAUACAGAGAAAAGUGGUGAAGCUCUUGUGGCUCAUGAAAAAUAUCCAGAACCAAGAGAAGUAGAGGUAUUGGUCAUAACUCCAGUAAAGAAAGAGAUCGGCCUUGCAUUCAAGGGGAACCAAAAGAAUGUAAUUGAAGCGUUGGAGUCCAUGAAAGAACAAGAAGCUAUGGCACUGAAGGCUGAUUUAGAGUCUAAAGGGGAGGUGGAGUUUUACGUCUGCACUCUGGGGAAGAAUGUAAUCGUUAAGAAGAGUAUGGUAAAAAUUUCAAAGGAGAAAAAGAAAGAACACCAGAGAGUAUUCACGCCUUCUGUAAUUGAACCAUCUUUCGGUAUCGGCCGAAUUAUAUAUUGCCUCUUUGAGCACACGUACUACACGAGGCCUAGUAAAGCUGCUGAUCAACAGUUGAAUGUUUUUGGUUUCCCCCCACUUGUGGCACCCAUCAAGUGCACAGUUUUCCCUCUGGUUCAGAACCAUCAGUAUGAGGAUGUUGCUAAAGAAAUUUCCAAGUCAUUGACUGCUGCUGGAAUCUCGCAUAAAAUUGACAUUACAGGUACCUCGAUUGGGAAAAGAUAUGCUCGAACAGAUGAACUGGGUGUACCUUUUGCAAUCACGGUUGAUUCAACAUCAUCGGUGACACUGAGAGAGAGGGACAGCAAGGAUCAAAUCCGUGUUGAUGUGAAAGAGGCAGCAUCUGUGGUGAAGGAUGUAGCUGAGGGAGUGAGGAGCUGGGCUGAUGUGUGGGAGACUUUCCCCCAUCAUUCUUCUGCAUCUGCAGAUGAGUAGAUUUCGGGUGGAUUUAACACUACGUGGAUCCAAACAUACAAUACCGUUUUGUUGAGUUGGAAAUGUUAUUACUACACAAAGGCGACGACGUUGUUGAAGCACAGCCAACUAAUUGGAGAGAUGCUUGUUCUUAAAUUAUGUGUAGCAAGAGGCCGAAGCCUGAAUUUGACAUGCUACAAGUUUUGAUUUUUCAUAUUUUCUUCAUCAACUGGCAGCUUAGAACUUGGGUGAUCUACAUUACAUGAGUGCGGUAAUGUGCUUGAACCACUAAUUUACCAGUUUCAUGUAAUUAUUUU
Pyrus x bretschneideri (Chinese white pear) is the source of this 2466-nucleotide messenger RNA. RefSeq names its product glycine--tRNA ligase, mitochondrial 1-like. The record is from RefSeq and is a predicted model, not a curated record. NCBI's taxonomy places the organism in Eukaryota, Viridiplantae, Streptophyta, Magnoliopsida, Rosales, Rosaceae. Gene Ontology annotation, molecular function: ATP binding; glycine-tRNA ligase activity. The coding region runs from base 101 to 2170 and encodes 689 amino acids. The transcript is spliced from 9 exons. Gene Ontology annotation, biological process: mitochondrial glycyl-tRNA aminoacylation. Gene Ontology annotation, cellular component: mitochondrion; cytoplasm.